This is a messenger RNA of Aureococcus anophagefferens, 899 nucleotides long. RefSeq lists its product as hypothetical. Gene Ontology annotation, cellular component: membrane. The annotation marks the transcript as partial. The record is from RefSeq and is a predicted model, not a curated record. Lineage: Eukaryota; Pelagophyceae; Pelagomonadales; Pelagomonadaceae. The transcript is spliced from 2 exons.
GCGGUCGCUCUGAGGAUCCCCCCUUGGGCCUCGGGCGCUACCACGACGAGGUCGCGGCGAAGCGCAUCAACGGGCGCGUGCUGCUCUGCCUCGUGACGAACGAGUGCCUCGCGCAGCUGGGCAUCACGUCGGGCGCGGACGUGGCGACGAUCCUCUGGACCGUCGAGGCGCAGAUCAAGGCCGGCGACGAGGGCGCGCACGCGAUCGUCGAUCCGAGCAUCUUCCUGAGCGUCGCCGACGCGAGCCGGUCGACGGCCGAGGCCGCCAAGGCCCGGAAGCGCGCGUCCGUGCCCGGCGCCGCGCGCGCCGAGGACAGCGACGAGGAGCGCGCGCCCAAGCCCAAGCGCGACGACGACGUCGACGACGACGACGACGACGACGACGAGGGCUUCGCGGCGGCCGAGCCCGACCUCCUGGGUUUGGGCGACGCCGCGCCGGCCGCGCCCGCCCCGGCCCUCCCCGACGAGGCCACGCUCACGCCCACGAAGGCGCCGGACGGCCUCUUCGCGCUCCGCUGCGCCGCCUACGCGUUUUUACCGGGCUGCGUCGACGACGACCGCGGCUUUUGGUACUUUUUGCUCCUCGAGCCGUCGCACGCGGUCACCUUCGCGCUCAUGUGGUCCGCGGCCGUCGAGUACGCGCGGACCGCGGCGCCCGUCGAGCGCCAGGGCGGCGCCCAGGCGCUGCUCCGCGGCGUCUACUAUUAUCUCGGCGUCGGCGCCGGGUCCUGGGUGGGCGGCCGCAUCGUCAAGGCGCGCGGGUUCCACGCGCUCUACGUCGCGGGCGCGGUCGGCAUGGCCGCGUGGAUGGCGGCCUGGGCGCUCCUCCUGCGCGCCUGGCGGCCGCGGCCGGCCGCCGCGGCCCUCGCGCCCGCGGAGGCGUCGACGGAGGUGUUCUAA